AUGUCUUCCUCCUCCUCUUCUUCCGACAACGGAGACGACGGCGCCGGUUCUAGCUCCGGCGCUCGUGCAACUGGCGGCGUUUUCGAGGCCCCAUCUCCUUCUCGCCCUCGCCGUGGCGCCAACGACGUCUGGCCUGAACCUUUUCUCGAAUCUCUCGCCGUUCAAGUCGCCGUUGACGCCUCCUUAUCCUCCGGUCGCCUCGCCGCUGCUCCGGCUCUGGCCAACGUCUUCCGGGUAUGCUCCACGUGGCAAGCUGUAUCUCGCUCCGACCAUCUAUGGCAACUCCUCUCUCGCCAUGUUUGGGGAAUAACACGUCUGAUGCAUGACACGUGGCGAGACGAGUUUAUCUAUCGUCAUCGUACGACCAUGAACUUCCGGACUCGUACUUACGGUUAUUUCACACUCCAUUUCGAUCCUACCGACGUGGACGAGCCCGACAGUCUCUCUUGCCGUUGUCUUACUCUAUCCGACCUUUACUUAGCCGCCGGGUUUGCCGACGGAACCGUCCGGCUCUUUCUCUUAAACAACCGUCUCCACGUUCGAACCCUAAGGCCACCUCUUCGAGACCGUUUCGGGAGAUUCUCACGAGCGGUCUCAGGCAUCGUUAUCUCCGACUCAACACUCACUUUUGCCACUAUGGACGGAGACAUCCACGUGGCGCAAAUAGACGGUGCGGGUCACACGCGCACGGCUUACGCCGGAGAUAUCGUUAACGACGGUGCAUUAGUGGAUUUCACUGGCUGCGGACGCUGGUGGGUCGGGCUUUUCGCGGGUGUCCCGGGUCGAGCCUUUCACAUAUGGGACUGCAUAAGCGAAGAGACAACGUUCGUUGGUGGUUCCUUGACCGACCCGGAAGCUGUCAUGGGUUGGCACUCGUUAACUGAGCUAACAACGUCACUUGGUCGUCUUCGGAUCACCGGAGGCGAGACGGCGGUUGCAUGCACGAGGUGGAAGAUCAUGGUGAUCGAUCUAAGAAACCAAGGAGUGAUCAUCGGCGAAGACGAAGAGCCAAGGAGAGGCUUGAUGGUGACGGCUUUUGACGCAAAUGAAGAGGCGUACGUUAGAGUGGACGGAAGAGGUAACGCUAGCGUGCGCAGGGCGGCGACGCAGCAGACGGUGUGCGAGUUCAGAGUGAGCGGAACGGCGCAGAGGAGCGUGAUGGGGUGUGUAAAUCGACUGCACGCGCUAAUGUGCGCAGGAGGAGUGAUGCGCGUGUGGGAAGUCGAGAGAGGAGAGUAUCUGUAUAGUAUUAGAGAAAGAGUAGGAGAAGUUGACGCUAUGGCCGCCGAUGAUAGACAUGUGGCGGUUGCAUCUUCUUCAUCAACGGCUCAAAGCACUAUACAUCUAUGGGAUUUCGGUGCACUGUAG
Messenger RNA from Arabis nemorensis, 1368 nucleotides. The record is from the annotation of a GenBank genome assembly. NCBI's taxonomy places the organism in Eukaryota, Viridiplantae, Streptophyta, Magnoliopsida, Brassicales, Brassicaceae.